AUGCUUAUAAAGAAGGGUUUACCUACUAACGAAUACCUAUAUAAAAUUCCCAAACCUGGUAAAAGAUUUAGUUACAUUGUAGUAGUACCUGAAGAGAUUUAUGAAAACUUCUUGGAUCGCAAAAAGAAAUCCAAGAAGAAGAAAUUAAAAAUUGCUAAGAAUUUAUUGCAAAGCAAUGACUCUCAGAGUCUAGAUGAAAAUGAAAUAGCAAAAAUUAAAGAUAAAGAGUUACAGAAGUUGGCUAAAAAAUGGCUCAAAAAUUAUAUUAAGAACUUACAUAAUGCUCCAAAAAAAGAGGAAGCCAUUAUCUGCCAUUUAUGGAAAGAUACUACUAUUUUGCAGAAAAAAUAUUUAUCAGAUCUACUUUCAAAAUUGUCUAAGCUCAAUAUAGAAUAUAGAAAUAGGUUGUAUAAAUUAAUUAUGCAAGCACAAAAAUACAAGACUAAUAUUACAAUUUUGGAAAAAUAUAUAUUUCGAUAUAAUCUGGAAUCAGAGUGUAAAGUAUUAAUAGAUUUCUGGAAUACAUGGUAUAAGGUAACUAGUCUUGAGAUUGCACAUUUUCAAGCAUUAUCUAUUAUGCAAAACAGUAAAAAAGAUGUCCUAUCCAAAUCAGAAAUUGAUGAGAUUGUUGAUCUAUAUUGUUAA
Messenger RNA from Cetraspora pellucida, 645 nucleotides. The record is from the annotation of a GenBank genome assembly. NCBI's taxonomy places the organism in Eukaryota, Fungi, Glomeromycota, Glomeromycetes, Diversisporales, Gigasporaceae.